Molecule: messenger RNA, 512 nt
Organism: Caenorhabditis elegans
Lineage: Eukaryota; Metazoa; Nematoda; Chromadorea; Rhabditida; Rhabditidae
Gene: F53F4.1
Product: FIP (Fungus-Induced Protein) Related
Exons: 2
Coding region: 120-404 (94 amino acids)
Source: RefSeq, marked reviewed
UUUGUGAGGUUUGAUCCGGUCGUAGGUCGAUUUGCAUACUAUUCUCGAUUUCCCUUUUUUGCUGUCAGUUGACAGACAUCAGUUAAUUCAUAUUUGUUAACUGCAACCUACACUGAAAAAUGCUACAUUACCAGCACCUUCUCCUAAUUUUGUCGACAAUACUUUCAUUGGCUUCUGGUCAAUAUGGAGUCUAUCCAGGAAUGUAUGGUGGAGGGUAUGGUGGAUAUGGUUACGGUGGUUAUGGUGGAUACGGUACCGGUCUCGGAAUGUACAAUGGUCUUGGGUAUGGACUUGGUGGAGUUGGAGGUCUUGGAGGACUUGGUGGUGGCUAUGGGAUGUAUAGUCCUUAUACAAAUUAUUGGUGCAACAACUACGGUCUCUAUGGAAAGAAGAAAAAGCGGUGAACUUCAAAUCCCUAUUACAAAAUAAAUUGACAUAGCUUUUCAUUAAUUCGAAUCUCCACAUCUAUUUUUCUUUCAUGUUCUUUUUCUAAUGAACCUUGGUGCUUUUUU